AUGAUCAUCACCAAGCAGGGCCGGAGGAUGUUUCCUUUUCUGAGCUUUAACAUCACCGGCCUUAACCCCACGGCCCACUACAACGUCUUUGUAGAGGUGGUGUUGGCGGAUCCCAACCACUGGCGUUUUCAAGGAGGCAAGUGGGUGACCUGUGGCAAAGCCGACAACAACAUGCAAGGAAACAAGGUGUACGUCCAUCCCGAAUCUCCCAACACUGGGGCUCACUGGAUGAGGCAGGAGAUUUCUUUCGGAAAGCUGAAACUAACGAACAACAAAGGUGCCAACAACAACAAUGCGCAGAUGAUAGUACUGCAGUCUCUGCACAAGUACCAGCCACGACUUCACAUCGUGGAGGUGACUGAAGAUGGUGUUGAAGAUUUGAAUGAUUCCUCAAAGACGCAGACAUUUAUUUUCCCUGAAACGCAGUUCAUAGCAGUUACAGCGUAUCAAAACACUGAUAUUACCCAGCUCAAAAUUGACCAUAAUCCCUUCGCAAAAGGCUUCAGAGACAACUAUGACUCCAUGUACACAGCUUCAGAAAAUGACAGAUUAACUCCAUCUCCCACGGAUUCUCCUAGAUCCCACCAGAUCGUCCCUGGCGCCCGAUACAGCGUGCAACCCUUCUUCCAAGAACAGUUUGUCAACAACCUGCCCCCAGCCAGGUUUUACAAUGGUGAGAGAACCGUCCCUCAGACGAAUGGCUUGCUCUCCCCGCAGCAGAAUGAAGAGGUGGCCAGCCCUCCUCAGCGGUGGUUUGUUACACCUGUACAGCAGCCCAGUGCCAACAAACUGGACAUGAACUCCUAUGAGACAGAGUAUUCUCCUAGCACCUUGCUCCCUUAUGGCAUUAAAUCCCUCCCCCUUCAGACAUCCCAUGCUCUGGGGUACUACCCUGACCCGACAUUUCCAUCCAUGGCAGGCUGGGGGAGCAGGGGCUCUUAUCAGCGGAAAAUGACGACGGGAUUACCUUGGACCUCCAGAACAAGUCCUCCAGGUUUCUCUGAAGACCUGCUUUCCAAGGAGAAGGUGAAAGAAGAAAUCGGCUCAUCCUGGAUAGAGACUCCACCCUCCAUAAAGUCUCUAGAUUCAAAUGAUUCUGGAGUCUACACAGGUGCUUGUAAGAGAAGACGGCUCUCCCCUAGCACUUCCAGCAAUGAAAACUCUCCAACUAUGAAAUGUGAGGACAUUAAUGCUGAGGACUAUAGCAAAGACACUUCAAAAGGCAUGGGCUACUAUGCAUUCUAUACUAGUUCUUAA
Messenger RNA from Mesitornis unicolor (brown roatelo), 1257 nucleotides. RefSeq names its product eomesodermin (gene EOMES). Gene Ontology annotation, biological process: regulation of transcription by RNA polymerase II; positive regulation of DNA-templated transcription; mesoderm formation. The transcript is spliced from 6 exons. Gene Ontology annotation, molecular function: DNA-binding transcription factor activity, RNA polymerase II-specific; RNA polymerase II cis-regulatory region sequence-specific DNA binding. Gene Ontology annotation, cellular component: nucleus. The record is from RefSeq and is a predicted model, not a curated record. Lineage: Eukaryota; Metazoa; Chordata; Aves; Mesitornithiformes; Mesitornithidae. Bases 1 to 1257 code for a protein of 418 amino acids.